This is a messenger RNA of Cuscuta epithymum, 1502 nucleotides long. The record is from the annotation of a GenBank genome assembly. NCBI's taxonomy places the organism in Eukaryota, Viridiplantae, Streptophyta, Magnoliopsida, Solanales, Convolvulaceae.
CAGAGAAUUGAGCUUCCCUAUAUAGCUCUAUCGGCGAUCCAUUCCAAAUUUCUAUACGGACCUUAUCGCCGGCCGUUUUAGAGGAACAAAAAGGCUGAAAACACCCGGGAGGAUAAAGAAUCUGAUCGUCGUUGGGGUUGCAUCGGCGAUGGGGCGGGCAGGAAUGGCGUUGAGCCCGUCGGCGCUCGUGGCGUUCCAACUCAAAGACGCCAUAAGCUGGUGGGACCGCGUCAAUGAGUCUCCUCUCUGGCAAGACCGUAUUUUCCACAUUCUCGCUAUUCUCUACGGAAUUGUCGCCGCCGUUGCUCUUGUACAACUAGUUCGUAUUCAGAUGAGAGUACCCGAGUAUGGUUGGACCACUCAGAAAGUCUUCCAUUUUCUUAAUUUCUUGGUGAAUGGGGUUCGUUCUUUGGUCUUCGCUUUCCGUCGGAACAUACAAAAGUUCCAUCCCGAGAUAAUGCAACAUGUUUUGCUGGAUAUGCCAAGUCUUGCCUUCUUCACAACCUAUGCAUUGUUGGUGUUGUUCUGGGCUGAAAUAUACUACCAGGCACGAACUGUACCUACUGACGGACUCAGGCCUACUUUUUUCACAAUUAAUGGUGUCGUUUAUGCCAUCCAGGUGCUCUUGUGGUUAAUUUUAUGGUGGAAGCCUGCUCCGCUUUUGGUCAUUUUGUCUAAGAUGUUCUUUGCAGGCGUUUCCUUAUUUGCGGCCCUGGGGUUUUUACUUUAUGGUGGAAGGCUUUUUCUGAUGUUGCAGCGGUUCCCUGUGGAAUCAAAAGGAAGACAAAAGAAGCUACAGGAGGUUGGCUAUGUAACUACGAUUUGCUUUUCAUGCUUCCUCAUUAGAUGCAUAAUGACUUGCUUUGAUGCAUUUGAUGAAGCAGCGGAUCUAGAUGUUUUAGAUCACCCAAUUUUAAAUUUAGCAUACUACCUGUUGGUGGAGAUACUACCGUCUUCCCUUGUGCUUUUCAUUUUGAGAAAGUUGCCUCCAAAGCGCGGAAUUACACAGUACCAUCUGAUUCGCUGACAGACACGGUGGUGUGAUGUGAUGAUGAAUGACUGGACCGGACCUUAGUAUAAUGAUGAUGGGUGCCCGUUUUACUUGGAAUGGACUUGGCCUUUUAUGAUGCCGGUCUUACUUGGAAUGGAUGGACGGGAUGAUGGGUUUAGAAGAGAAAAUAUAUAUAUAUUAGGGAACACUAUGUCCUAAAGAUAUGGCAAACUGUAGAGGAUCCAUUUCAUGCUGUAGUUUUCGUUUUUAGUUUGUAUCUGUUCAAUACCUCAUCCCCAUGGGGAAGAGACAAGGAGAGGAAGAUAUGUACUCUCGUUGCUUUAGCUGCUGCGCGUCUUCACCACCACGUUUGUAUAGUGGCUUUAUAUUCUUUUCACUCUUCACGUUUGGAUACAACCGACCUCUUAUGGUUUUGCUAAUUCUUCAUUCCAUAAAAGUUUUCCCCGUUGAUCUCAGCUAUAAAUAAAUAUGAUGAUAGUAUUGAGGAGGC